CUGAUGGAGCUCACACCCGCAUGCAUGAAGUCCUGAGACACGCCGGCACGGGAGAUCGCGGACAGGUUGCCUGCUGGCCAGAGGCUACUACCUACGGCAGAGACAUGGGGGAGCAACCCAUCUUUACCACAAGGGCACAUGUCUUCCAGAUUGAUCCCAGCACUAAGAAGAACUGGGUCCCUGCCAGUAAACAGGCGGUAACUGUCUCCUACUUCUACGACAGCACAAGGAACAGCUAUCGGAUUAUCAGUGUGGAUGGAACCAAGGUAAUAAUUAACAGCACAAUAACACCGAAUAUGACUUUUACAAAGACCUCCCAGAAGUUUGGCCAGUGGGCAGACAGUCGAGCCAAUACAGUGUUUGGUUUGGGAUUUGGCUCUGAGCAGCAGCUGUCCAAGUUUGCAGAUAAAUUCCAGGAGGUUAAAGAAGCUGCUAAAUUGGCACGGGACAGAUCUCAAGAAAAAAUGGAGACUUCGAGCAAUCACUCUCAAGAAUCGGGACGUGAAACUCCAUCUUCAACUCGAGCUUCAAGUGUGAACGGAACAGAUGAUGAGAAAGCUUGUCAUGGUGGCCCUCAAGACACUGAGUUAAAGAAUGAGAAUGAUAAAUUAAAAACUGCUCUUGCACAAAGCAACUCCAAUGUGAAGAAAUGGGAAACCGAACUGGAGACCCUGAGAGAGAGCAAUGCCCGGCUGUCCUCCGCACUACAGGAAUCUAUUGCUAGUGUGGAACACUGGAAGGCACAAUUUUUAACAUGUAGAGACGAAAACGAUCAACUCAGGAACAAGAUUACAGAGCUUGAAGCUCAAUGUGAUGAAAUUGAUAAAGCAAAAGAGAGAAAUGAAGAACUCCGCAGAAGACUACAGGAACUGGAAACUGAGAUCCUAGACAAGGAAGCGGAGUUGGAAGAUCUCAGGAAACAAAGUGAAGUUAUCCCACAGCUGAUGUCAGAAUGUGAAUCUGUGAAUGAAAAGCUCCAGGACGCUGAGCAUAGAAACCAAGAACUUGAAGAGAAAGUGAGGACUCUUAGAAAAGACAUGGAAGAAAGCAAGCACAGACAGGGUCACCUGAAACUGGAACUGAAACAUUUUCUGAACAUACUAGAUGGAAAGAUUGAUGACUUGCACGAAUUCCGUCAAGGACUUUCAAAACUAGAAAUUGAUAACUAGGGUGCGGAAAUUUUUUCACCACGUAGGUCCUACACAGGGUAACCCCCGGGGUUAGAAAGCUGGUCAAUGCUAUUUGAAUGUUUCUGUAGCGCCUUUAGGAUCACUGUCUAUAGCCUAAUUUGACAACCAGUAGCUGCCUACCACUUCAAAGCCAUUUAUUUUUACACUAUCAAUCUGGGAGAUAGCUUCCCAAUCUGCACAAUGCAAAUAAGGUAAAGUCCAUAAAGUUUAUGUAAAAGAAGAGCGAGAUAAAAGUGACUAAUAUAGUCUUUGGUCAUCUGUGGUCACCACCCAAAAUCCUUUUCAGAGAAGCUUUGAAGACCAAAAUAUAUAUAUAUCUUAGAAUUCCUUCUAUAGUGUCUUUAAGGUAUGUAGUACUCCCAGUAUGUUGGAUCUGCAAUAAGAAGAAAAAUGGCACAUAGCCAAGACACCUAGUUAGCUGUUCUGAUUUAGGCAGCAAUCUGCUAUUUUCCUUGGAAAUUAAGUUGCAAUAAAUCCAGUAAGAGUAAAAAGGGUAUAUUCUAGGAUUCUUCACGUGUUUUAUGAUUCUGUACUUUGGAGGUGAACAGAUUUUGUUCUGAUAUUGAGUUGUAAUAUAAAAAGCACAAAAAAUAGAGGACACGUUGUAGUUUUCUACACUAAAAGUUGAACUUUAACUCUUAAUAUAAUAAAUAGAACACAAAAACCCAGUCCAUUCUAUGCUUCCUUAUAUUUAAUGAUAUUGUGUCUUAAGUUCUGCAAGAUUUAUAUACAAAAAUGUUGCUGCUUUCAUAGACCUCUGUUAAUAUGAACUGUAAAAAGGCUGACUGACUCUGGGACAAUUCUGCCUCUGGAUGCUGGAGUGAAGCCUAUUUUGUAAAAUAAUAAAAA
This is a messenger RNA of Spea bombifrons (plains spadefoot toad), 2039 nucleotides long. It is a transcript of the gene HOMER2, whose product is annotated as homer scaffold protein 2. Gene Ontology annotation, biological process: regulation of store-operated calcium entry; G protein-coupled glutamate receptor signaling pathway; protein phosphorylation. The coding region runs from base 21 to 1169 and encodes 382 amino acids. Lineage: Eukaryota; Metazoa; Chordata; Amphibia; Anura; Pelobatidae. Gene Ontology annotation, molecular function: G protein-coupled glutamate receptor binding; protein serine/threonine kinase activity; ATP binding. Gene Ontology annotation, cellular component: cytoplasm; plasma membrane; postsynaptic density. The transcript has 9 exons. The record is from RefSeq and is a predicted model, not a curated record.